AUGGGCUUACAAAGUGAAAAUCUUGACCCUUUAGUGCAGAGAUUUUUGGAGACCAAAAAAUCUUUUGCAGAAGAAGGUGAAAUGGUCUUUUCCCCAACAGAUGGGUCUCAUGCAACCAAGAUUCUAGAGAAUGUUCGGUCUUUAGGUUGGGAAGGGUUUGUGCAGAAUCCAGGUGAUUAUGUUGCUGAAAUCGUUCUUGAGUUCUACGCCAAUAUCAAUAAAUCUGAAAGAACUUCGAAAAUUGGCGGGAAAGAUGAAAUAUUCAUGGCAGAAGCUUUUAAAGAACUCUGUCCAGAUGGUGUUAGGAGUUAUUAUAAGAAUUCUUGGAGUAUCGCUGGAUCAUGUAUGCUAGAAACUGCUAGAACAUGGGGUAAAUUUGUUAGUUCUCGAUUAAUGCCUUAUCAGAAUACCUCUAAUUACAAUCUGGAAAGGGUAAAGUUGUUGUAUGCAAUUCAGAGAAGUCUACCUAUAAAUGUCGGGAGAAUGAUUAGUGAUGAAAUUAUUGCUAGUCGUUUUUCAAAUGAGUCUAAAUGUCUGUUUUACCCAUCAACCAUUACUCGCCUCGCAGAAAUGUUUAAUGUUGAUAUGAGUAACUUUAGGAGGGUUCAAAGUAAUUAUGCUAUUGAUCAAAGUUAUCUUUCUACAUUACAACCUCCGCGAGGCAUUGAAAGAAGAGCUUCACAUGGCCAAACAAGUUCCGAAAGUCUAGAAUUAGAAACUAAUGUGCAACCUAUGCAAACAGAAACUAACAUUGCCCCUGCGACUGUCUCAUCGGAUAUUCUUGCUUGUCUGCAACAAAUAAUGCUAAAACAAGAGGAGAUGACAAGAAAUUGGAAUGUGUUUAAAAACGAGCAGGAAGGACUUUGCGGCCGCACAAUUCUGGGCCGCUGCCGCACUUCUUCAGUUUCUGCGGACCGCACAAUUAUGAGUGCGGCCGCGCUCUUGAGUUCCUUUUAUGAUCAUAAUAAUGAAGGAACAAAACUUUAUGAACAGGACAGGAUUCAAAAAUCAAACUAA
This is a messenger RNA of Nicotiana attenuata, 1017 nucleotides long. RefSeq lists its product as uncharacterized. NCBI's taxonomy places the organism in Eukaryota, Viridiplantae, Streptophyta, Magnoliopsida, Solanales, Solanaceae. The record is from RefSeq and is a predicted model, not a curated record. The coding region runs from base 1 to 1017 and encodes 338 amino acids. The transcript has 3 exons.